Molecule: messenger RNA, 569 nt
Organism: Anopheles darlingi
Lineage: Eukaryota; Metazoa; Arthropoda; Insecta; Diptera; Culicidae
Product: protein Fer3-like
Molecular function (GO): protein dimerization activity
Source: RefSeq, a predicted model, not a curated record
AUGAGUGCAAUGGAUGUGUACGGCUUCCAACAACCGCAUACCACGGGUUACUACGGGCAACAGAUGGCUUCGAUCGAGGAACAAGAGCGUGAUAGCUACUACCACUACUACAACGGAUACUACACGUUCUUCGAUGGAGUUGAGCUGAGCGGACAGAGUUCGCCCCAGAGCCGUCCACAGUCCACCGGUGUCGUCAGUGAAGCGAGCGGGAUCAGCACAGACACGGCCAUGCGACGACGCAAGCAGAAGACACUUGUAGCAGCAGCAUCAGCAGCAGCAGCAAGCAGCAGUAGUGACACCCAGGCAAAUGGCGAAUCGGUGGCGCCGGUCAAGCAGAGGAGAAACAAACGUACCGGUGUCGUACCGGUUGUGGUGAAGAAGAAGCGCCGCCUGGCAGCGAAUGCCCGCGAACGGAAGCGGAUGAAGGGUCUGAACGAGGCGUUCGAUCGGUUGCGUCAGUAUUUGCCCUCGCUUGGGGAUGAUCGACAGUUUUCGAAGCACGAAACAUUGCAAAUGGCCCAAACGUACAUCAGCGCACUGGCGGAGCUGUUGGUCUGAGCAAUGACGCG